Molecule: messenger RNA, 1151 nt
Organism: Dunckerocampus dactyliophorus (ringed pipefish)
Lineage: Eukaryota; Metazoa; Chordata; Actinopteri; Syngnathiformes; Syngnathidae
Product: opioid growth factor receptor-like protein 1
Exons: 9
Coding region: 430-1092 (220 amino acids)
Cellular component (GO): membrane
Molecular function (GO): opioid growth factor receptor activity
Source: RefSeq, a predicted model, not a curated record
UUUCUCCGACGCUGCCACAGAGGUCGACUUGGCGGACCACAGAAUGAUGCCGGUGGGCCAGAUGUGACUGAAGACGUCACAAGUGAGGAGGUCGAGGAGGGCAAGCCAUGUGAAGGUCAAAACUCCUUGCAGGAGGUCACAGUCUCCAUCGCAGAUCUUGCCUACCAGAAGACACAAGCUGACGAAGAGGAGGGGGAUGAGUAUGACAGGGAAGAGUAUCAAGUCAGGGCAACGGAUGAGUUGUACUGUGAAUAUGACUCAACGUGGGAGACAGAGCAGAGCCUGGAGGUGUUUAGUGGGACCGCGACUGCACACAGGUCCACUAGUUUUAAGUUUAAAAAGUUUCUGAAUGCAGCAAGAGACACACAGAACUACAGGCAUGGCUACCCAUUUAAGGCCACACAGCACAGCCCACAACACCAGGAGGACAUGGCCAAUUUGAAUUUCUACCUCGGAAAGAGACCCUCAUUGCCAGACGGUCUCUACAUUGGAGAUUUCCACACUGCGUGGUAUGGAGAGUAUGACAAUCUGGAAUAUGUUCACACCUAUAUUCAGUGGUUGUUCCCAUUGGAAGUGCCAGGAGUGAACAGUCUGGCCAGUACCCUAACAAAAGCAGAAAUUGAGGAGUUUCAUAAAGAGCCAACUGCAAAGGAAAAUCUGUUGAAGUCAUACAAGCUCAUGUUGGACUUUUACGGCAUUGAGUUGAGCAACGAAGAGACGGGCCAUGUCAGAAGGGCAAGGAACUGGAGGGACAGGUUCAAUGCCUUGGACGGCCACACUCAUAACAACCUGCGAAUCACCCGCAUAUUGAAGUGUAUGGGGACCCUGGGUUACCAUCACUACCAAGCCCCCCUGGUCUACUUCUUCCUCAACGAGACGCUGGUCCACCGAGAACUCCAAAGUGUCAAAAACAGUGUCCUCAACUACUUCGUAUUUACUGUCCUUGAUCGGCGAGAACGGAGGAAGCUCAUCAAGUUUGCCUACUUGAACUAUGACCACGAAGAUGAGUUUGUGUGGUGCCCACAGAAGAUACAAACUAUGUGGUCAAAGUCAUGUCCCUCCAAAGCAAGAGCUUUUGAUCACCAUGAUUAACAUUGUUACCACUGACCUUAUUAAACAACAAUGCCCAAUCAUCAGAUUCCCUCUUUCAA